AUGGCCAACCAGUCACUACUGCGCAUUGCCAAGGAGAUCAAAGGUCUACAAUCAAGCAAUGAUCUAUCCAUAAUUGUCGCACACCAGGACGAAGAUAUCCGAAACCUCAAAGCUCUGAUCCUUGGAACACCGGGCUCGCCCUACGAAUAUGGCUUCUUCGAGUUCUCCGUGAAGUUCGGACCCGACUAUCCCUCCAAACCACCCAAGGUCGAUGCAAAGACAACCAACAAUGGUAGGACGAGAUUCAAUCCAAACAUUUAUGCUGGCGGGAAGGUUUGUCUCUCCAUCCUCGGUACAUGGCAGGGCGAACUCCCUGGCGAAGAGUGGUCCUCAGCACAAGGUCUUGAGUCAGUCUUGUGGUCCAUUCAAAGCCUGAUGUCUAACGACCCCUACGCGAAUGAGCCCGGUUUCGAAGGACGCACGACUGAUGAAGAUAAGAAAAAGAACGAUGCCUACUGUGCUAAAAUCAGACAUGAGACUAUUCGCAUCGCCGUGCUUCAAAAGCUGGAACACAUGUUCGGUAUACAGUCUGAUGGCUCCUUAGCAAAGCCGGCAGAUCUCGAGAAAUGGCACUCGGACACUAGUGAUUCUGAGGAGGACGAAGGCGAAGACGGCAAACCGAAGAUCAAGUGGGAACCCUUCAAUGACUGGCAAAAGCGUCGCUUCCUAUGGUAUUAUGAGACCUAUUUGAACACUAUCGAGGCCGAAGCGCCAAAAUACAAAGAAGGCGACAAUUUCGAGGUCAUGCCAUUCGAAGGUGGUAGCAAUACUAUGAGUGGCACCUUUCAAUACGUUCAGUUAGGCAAGAGACUGCUUCGUGUCAAAGAGGUCAUUCAGCAAGAGACCGCCAACUGGGCCAAGGAUGGCUUAAUUGUCAAACAACGAGAUUCCAGCAAGGCGUACGCCAUGCAGGGCCAGUUCAAUGUCGUGAAGCACAAUCAGACCAAUGGUGGAAUCCCAAAUAUCGAUCUUGAACUUGAGAAUGAUAAUCCCUUUGUCUGGAUAAUGACCUAUUUCGGAAGGCCGGAGUCGAAUCUGGACGGUGGUGUUUUCAAGAUUAGGGUCUCAAUCAGCGUCAGGUUUCCUGAGGAACAACCCCGAGUUCAGGUGGUAACGCCAAUGUAUCAUCAUCGUGUCUCGAAAGACGGUAUCCUCUGCUACCAAGCCAACAAGCCUGACGAGAUGAAGAACCAUAUUCAGAUGAUUGUUCAUGCGAUUGAAGAGGAGUGCCCUCCGUACGACCCACGUACAAUUGUCAAUCCAGAGGUCGCGAAACUAUUCUUCGGUUCUGCUGAUGAUAAGAAAAAGUACAACAGAUCACAACGACGUUCCGCUCAAGAUAGCUUGGACUUUGCUGAGUGA
This is a messenger RNA of Lithohypha guttulata, 1362 nucleotides long. RefSeq lists its product as uncharacterized. Lineage: Eukaryota; Fungi; Ascomycota; Eurotiomycetes; Chaetothyriales; Trichomeriaceae. The transcript is spliced from 3 exons. The record is from RefSeq and is a predicted model, not a curated record. Bases 1 to 1362 code for a protein of 453 amino acids.